This is a messenger RNA of Blastocystis hominis, 738 nucleotides long. RefSeq lists its product as hypothetical. Gene Ontology annotation, biological process: dolichol-linked oligosaccharide biosynthetic process. Bases 175 to 738 code for a protein of 187 amino acids. Gene Ontology annotation, molecular function: hexosyltransferase activity. The record is from RefSeq and is a predicted model, not a curated record. Lineage: Eukaryota; Bigyra; Opalinata; Blastocystidae. The transcript is spliced from 4 exons.
AUGACUUUCUUUGCUUUGUUGCUGGGACGUUAAUCUGCAAGUGUGAAAGUCACUUGUAUGAUAUCUACACCAGCAUAGAAGAUUGCUGAACCUCAAAGCUGCCGAGAGCUUUCUCUGCGGUGGUUGUGUCAGCGGGACAUUUUAUAUCUAACCGUACUAUAGGCUUUUCUUUCCAUGUCCGCCAGGCCUAAGGCACUGCUGAUUACCGUGGGAACAACAGGCUUUGACAGUCUUAUCAAAGUGGCAUGUUCUAAAGCCUUUGUGGAGACGGUAGCCUCUCUACAGUUUUCUAUAGUGUACAUGCAGUAUGGAUCAUCUGCAAAGGAAUACGAUGAUGAGUAUUAUGGGAAAUACAAUAUACGGAUAGUUGCUUUUGACUACUGCGAUUCUUUAGCGGGAUACAUAAAGAAUGUGGACCUAGUGGUAGGUCAUGCAGGUGCUGGAACGAUUCUCGAUUCGCUACGGGCAAAGCGGAGUCUAGUCGUUGUUGUAAAUGAAAGCCUGAUGGGAAACCAUCAACAGGAGAUUGCGGCUGCCAUGGCAGAGAAGAAUUACUUGCUCAAAGCAACUCCCGAAACGUUAUGUUCCAUACUGAAACAACUUCCUGAAACUGUGUUUACCCCGUAUUGUGUGGAAGAAAAUGCCUUAUGUAGUUAUCCCGAUGCUCAGCCUCAGCUGUUUUCUUCCUUUUUAGACAAAGAAAUGAAUUUUGAUUCUAUUGUUUGUUUUAGAGGUUAG